AUGACAUCAACAUUUAAUAUAACCAAAGCACGUGUAUCACCUUCACACUUAACAUCAACAUCUUUAUCAUCAUUACCACCAAAACAUUGGGCGCAUACAUGUCAUGAAACAAUAUUAUUAUCCAAUGAUAAAAAAUAUUCUAUUCCACUUUCAUUAGCUGGUGGUGCUGAAAAUGGACAAUUUAUUUAUUUAAAUCAAUCGAUUUCUUUAAUAAAAAAUAAAACAUCAAUAAAUAUUAUAAAAGGUGGUAAAAUUGAUUCAGAUGAAAUUAUUCUUACAAUCGAUCAACAUCAAAUAGCUGGCUAUACAUUAUCCGAUGCACAAUUGCUUAUUGAAACACUUUCAAUCAAUGGUCAACAAAUUAAAUUGAAAACUGUCAAAUCGGGUUUAACCAAAGAUCUUCGUCAAUUUCUCGAUGGACGUUUUGAAAAAGGCUCGAUUGAUCAUGAUCUUCAACAAACCAUACGUGAUAAUCUUUAUAUGAGAACAGUUCCUUGCACUACACGUCCACCUCGUUCAGGUGAAAUGAAUGGGCAAGAUUAUACUUUUUUAAGCGUAAAAGAUUUUCGUGCAUUGGAAAAAAAUGGUAAUUUACUUGAAAGUGGCGUAUAUAAAGGACAUUAUUAUGGCACUCCACGUCCAUCAAAAGGAAUAUAUUUAACAAAAAAUAAUCAAACACGUCGAAGUAAUUCAGCAAAUGAAAUGUUUCAACAUUUUGAUCCAGAAUUUUUUAAUAAUAAUAAUCAAAAUUCAAUGAAAAAUCUUCCACCACAAUUAUCAGGAGAAUUAAUAACAAGUUCAUUAAAAAAAAGUCAACAUGGUUUUGGUUUCACCAUCAUUGGUGGUAUUGAAAAAGGUCAACAUUUUCUUCAAAUCAAAGAUAUUUUACCUGAUGGACCAGCAGCAAGAGAUGGUAAACUUCAACGAGGUGAUAUACUUGUUUAUAUUAAUGAUUCAAAUGUUAUGGGUUAUAGUCAUACAGAAGUUGUUAAAAUCUUUCAAGCAUUAUCAAUAGGUGAUAGUAUACAUUUAACUGUUUGUCGUGGUUAUCCACUUGCAGUUAAUUUUGAUGAUCCACAAAUUGAUGUUGUAUCAUUAAAUGGUGUUCAUCAUUUACCUAAUGGUGGUUAUAAAGAAUAUCAACCGGAUAAUCAUUCGCGUACAUUUGUUACUAAAAUUCGAAAAGGUGAUCAUGGUUUUGGAUUUACUGUUGCUGAUAGUCCAUUGGGUCAACGAAUUAAAGCUAUUGUUGAUAGACAACGUUGUCAAAAUUUAUGUGAAAAUGACUUAUUAUUAUCGAUUAAUGGACAAGAUUUAUCAGGAAAACAACAUGGGGAUAUUGUUGAGAUGCUUAUGAGAUGUCCAAUGGAUACAGAAACAACAUUCGUUAUUCGAAGAGGCGAUGCUGAUGUUAAUAAUAAUUCAUUUAUAUUAAAUGGUAAUAAUCAUGUAGAUAAAAAUAUUCAGGAAAACAAUGAUAUCGAAACUUAUUAUCCAUCAUCAAAGAUAACUGAAAAACCUCGUAGUAAAACUCCAACAUCAUUUGGUUCUACAGCACCCACAGAUACACUUCCAUUUCGUUCUCGAACACCAUUACCCACGAAUACUAAUACAAAUUUCCCUAAUUCAGAUAUGAUUCAAACAUCUACAACAAUAAAUAAAACAGAAUUUGCACCUGAUUCAGUAUAUUCAUUUGAUCGACAAGUACCAUUAACACGUAGUGCACGUGAUAUAAGAGUAACAAAUAUACCACCAUUACGUAGUAAAACUCCUGGACCGGAAUUUGGUGCAACAUUACCAUCAUCAUCCUAUCGUGCUAAUACCAUGAAACCGAGAAGUAAAACGCCAACACCUUAUGAAUUUUCUUCAAAUACUUUACAAAACAGUCGAUCAUUACAAUCUGUUCAUCCGCAAUAUAUAGAACAAAUUGUUAAUUUAACACUUUUACGUCCAAAUGAUGGUUUUGGUUUGCGAGUUGUUGGUGGCGAAGAAGAAAAAUCUCAAGUAUCUAUUGGUCAUAUUGUUCCUAAUUCACCAGCUGAUGUCGAUGGUCGUCUUCAUAUUGAUGAUGAAAUAAUUAAAAUCGAUGGUCAUUCAACAAUACGUGCAUCACAUGAAAAAGUUGUUCAACUUAUGCAACGCGCAAAGGAAAAGCAACAUGUUUGCUUAAUGGUUCGUCGUUAUAUGUAUCCAAAUAAUAAUUAUAAAUCAAAUUCUUAUCAUCAAACAAAUCAUGAUUCACAUCUAGUAUAUCGUAAUGAAACACAUAUGAAAUCAUCAGUAGAUAAUGAAAUACGUCAUGUAGUAUUACAAAAAACAGAUGAAUAUCAAAGUUUUGGUUUUGUGAUUAUUUCAUCACAGAAUAAAGCUGGUGCUAUUGUUGGUAAAAUUAUUCCUAAUAGUCCUGCUGAUCUAUGUGGUCAACUUCGUUUAAAUGAUCGUAUAUUAGCAGUUAAUGGCGUUGAUUUAACUCAUAUGGCACAUACAGAUGUUGUUAAUUUAAUCAAAGAAUCUGGUCGAAUGAUAACCUUAACCAUCGGUCCACCAAUUCAUCUUGAUGAUCAAUCUCGUGAAAGUCAAAGUCAUAUUCGACCAUCAUCAUCAUCAUCACCAAUGGGUAUUUCUAAUGAAAAUAAUCAUACAUUAAGAAAUGCAUUUUCACAUAAUCCACUCAAUAUUACUGAAAAAAAUCAAAGUCGUCCUUCAUCCAGAAUAAAUGGUAUAUUAAAAUCAUAUUCAAUAUCUGAUGAUUAUUAUAUUGUUGAUCUUCAAAGACCAUAUUCAAAUUCAAGUUUUGGUUUUAGUAUUCGCGGUGGAAGAGAAUUUUCUAUUCCAUUAUUUAUAUUAAAAUUAGCUGAUACUGGUCCAGCUGCAAAUGAUGGUCAAAUGAAACCUGGAGAUCAAAUUAUUGAAAUCAAUGGUCGUUCAACCUAUGGAAUGACGCAUAGUGAAGCAAUCGCAUUAAUUCGUGAUGGUGGUUUAUAUGUUCGUUUAUUGUUACGAAAAACGCAUGCGCCACCACCAAGUUUAGAUGAAGUUAAAUCAGCAAUGGGAAAUGGUAUUGAUUCUACAAAUGUCUAUUGGAAAGCAAGUCCUUAUACAUAA
This is a messenger RNA of Adineta steineri, 3105 nucleotides long. The record is from the annotation of a GenBank genome assembly. NCBI's taxonomy places the organism in Eukaryota, Metazoa, Rotifera, Eurotatoria, Adinetida, Adinetidae.